CAUCGAUUUAAUGGUUAUCUCGUCAUAAACUUCAGGUAUAUUAACGAUCAAGAAACUGGCAGUGAAUACGAGACGAUGUACUCAACAACACUCCAUUCCGAUGGACUCGAGACCAGUAGUUUGAGUCUCAAAUUUAUUGCCAACGAAAAGCACUUCCGUAAUGGGAAUAACAUGCGAUUGAGGUGUACGGCCACCAUAUCUCGGAUGUAUACGAUGAGCAACGAGGCGCUGGCCGUAGCAGAAGUCAAGCUGAAGGACUCGGGUCUUCAUAUAAGCGAAAAUCUAAGCCAAGUGCGAGACACGGCAUCAUCCAUAGCCAGGAUGAAUAGCAAAUGGAAUAUAUGGUUAAACUGGUGCUUCUGCCUCCUAUGCUCUCUACUAUCACUCAAGUAUCACAGGACAUGAACUCAUUAUAUUAUACACCAUAUUAUAUCAUAUUAUAGAGUAUUUUUGUGACAAAACACACAAAACAUAGUUUCACUAAAACGAUAAAUCGACUGAAUUGUGAUGACUAUAAACAGUAUAUAUAUUUGGGAAAUGUAUUUCUCAUCACUAGAAUCUGUUAAUGUAUGACACGAGGACUCAAAAGUUAUAAUAUAGUCAACACAUUGUAAAUGAACUACAAUUAGCCCACAGGAAUGAUACAAAUUUCCUGUGACCUGAAAUAAUUGUUUAAACUUUAGUUGUAAUGUUUGUGAGAAAAAAGUUGAUCCCAUAUUGCAAUGGUCUUCACUCACGUCUGUAUGAAGAGCCCAACUGUUUGUCCGAUUCGAUGGGCAAUAAAAUAGAGAUUUGCGAAACAUAUGGAAACGCAUAGACUUUGGUAAGUUUGAAGGGAUGAGAGGCACUCAUAGACUCGUAUCACUUAUUUGGAUAUCAAGAGACGGCAAUCCGGCGAUACAGUGAACCCAAUGUACAGAUUUGCAGUGAUUUCCCUCGUGAGCCCAUCCAUCUCUUGAUGAAAGACAUCACAAUACAAGACGUUAUAACAGUUUCACUCAAUUCUACAAAUACUACUCAACUGUUAUUACACCGAAAUCGUCAGUAUAUCCAUAGUUCAGACAAAACUGCUAAUUAUUAAAUUAAUUAUAAAAUACUCAACAAAACUGACGAUAAUAUACCUGUGCUAUAGUGUCGGUGCGCUUAUGUAAUAGAUUAUAUAAUAAUUAUGUAAAUAAGUAAUUAAUUGAAGAGAAAAGACAAACAAAAAGUGAAGAGAAUUGAGAUUUGUGUUGAUCUGUCAUUUGAAACGUUGCCACAAAUGCCAUCCACUGAAUGGCCUGCAAUGGUAUGGAAGGAAUGGUAUGCUAUGGUAUGGCAGUCAUAAUAGGCCGUUCGUUUUAACUCUUAAUGGUUGACAUCAUAUGCAUCGCAAGAAAUAAUGGCCUAACCUUAUAGUAGGCCCUCUAAUGAAGCUUUACAUUACACACAAAAUUGAGUUCAAUUGAGCCAUAAGUAGCAGACAGUAGUGUACCGUUUCAGUGCUAUUUCAAUGCUAUUUCAAACAAAUUUCUAUUGAAUUCUAUAAAAUAUUAGGUCUAAUAAUGUAUAUAAAUUGCAACCUAUUUGUACGGAGCAUAAUAUAAGACAUAUACACAGUAUAUAGUAUACAUAAAAUACAAUACUUGUAUUGAUUUCAAUUAGCAAUUGUUAUGCACAUACAGUCAGUUGUUGGCAAACGAGAUAAAAGUGAUCUUUUGUUAUAUAAUACACUAUUACUAUAGACAACACAAUACCAGAGGUGUGCAACACUUUGGGACGACAUAAUCACUCCGUUAUUUUGGGAUUCAUUCAUAAUAUUGAGAACUCAGGGAUUCUUAUCAAAUCAACACUCCUAUGCUUUUUUGGACACAACCAUCGCUUGUAUCCAUUGAUCAUAUAUGAGUGUCGGAGCACUGGGUGUACCCACACUUUGCACAUCUCUCUAAUAAUGUAAAAACAUUAUAUGAUAUUCAGUAUAACAGGAAUAAAUGGUAUAAUGUUUAAUGUUUUCAAGUACUGCCACACAUUUAAUUGCUGUAAUCAUUAUUUAUUUUCACUUUUGUUUCGCCUUUUUCUUAACAAAAGUCGACUCAAUCUCUG
This is a messenger RNA of Oppiella nova, 2082 nucleotides long. The record is from the annotation of a GenBank genome assembly. Lineage: Eukaryota; Metazoa; Arthropoda; Arachnida; Sarcoptiformes; Oppiidae.